GAAGAUAUAAAAAUGGCCCCUUUGCAUCAGACCUGAGCCGAUCUUCGAUCCGUCUCUCUCCCGUCUCCUGCAGCGGCUCCCAAAUUAAAACCCUUGAAAAGUGGAGGCGUGUUCAAGUGCGUAUGAAUCCGAACACAGAGAGACAGACAGAGCUCCCGCAGAAGGCUACAAAGGCGCGAAACUUCGUUGACCCAAAACAGAGAACCCCAACCGCCGCGGCAGUAGUGAUCAUGGUGAAGGAAGAGGAGGAGGUCAUGGCAGAGGCAGCAGGAGGUGGACGCGGCGGCUACAUGGACCUGCUCGGUCUCGGAGAAGAGGACUACCUGCUGUGCCUGUCCCCUUCCUCCUCCUACUUCACUCCCAGUGUCGUCUCCGUCACCGGCGCCACGAUCACCACCACCACCACCACUCCCGCCGCGCCGUCGCCUACCUGCUGCGCCUACUACCUGGACCUGGCUCCCGCUCACCACCACACGCUGGGCUUCGCUGACCGAGAGCAGCAGUACCAUGGCGACGACGGCGCCCUCGGCUUCCAGCACUCCGGCGACGAUCGCGCGGUUCCGGCGGCUGUUCCGCACAAGUCCAGCACAACCACCGAGUGCUCCUCCUCCGUCUCCUCCAUGUCGUCCUCGCCGCCCGCGACCGCAGUCUCGGCCGUCUCCAGCUCAAAGCCGCAGGCUCCCAAGAAGAAGGGAUCAAGGAGCAGCAGCGACCAGAGAAAGGCUGCGUCCGCCGCUGCUCCUGCUACGGCUGCUGGUGCUACGAACAAGAGGCCCAGGGUGAGGAGGGAGAGGCUCGGCGAGAGGAUCAUAGCUCUGCAGCAGCUGGUUUCUCCGUUCGGAAAGUCUGAUACGGCUUCCGUUCUGCACGAGGCGCUGGGAUACAUACGCUUCCUACACGACCAGGUUCAGGUCCUGAGCUCGCCCUACAUGCAGCGGCGCCAGCCGGCCUCAGCAGCGCACGUCCAGGCGCAGGAGAGCGCGGCGGGGACGGUGGUGGAGCCGGCGCUGCCGAGCGACCUGAGGAGCCGGGGCCUGUGCCUGGUGCCCGUCUCCUACACGGAUAACUUCGCCGGCCACGGCCACGGCCACGGCAACGGCGCCGACCUCUGGUCCGUGGUGGCGGGGACAGGGAUGGGGACGGCGAAGGCGGCCGUGGACAACGAGGGGGCUGCCGGCGGAACGCUGCUGCCUGGUGGUGGUGGUGGUGCUGGUCACCCUCGCUUUACGGAUUAUGCGAGGGUUUAGGGCUUUCAGUAGGCUGGCUAAUCAGUCCCCGCCGUACUCCGCCACCUUUUGUUGAAGUAAACUUUUGGGGCUGCUUUAAUUUUGGUGGGAAACAAGGGCGCAGGGAUCCAUAUUUCCUCUCCAGUCAGUCUACACAGACCGACCGCAGCAGAUGCCUCAUGCCUGCCACAGCAGCCAGGAGCUCAGGAUGAUGCCAUGCCAUGCAAUGCAAGUGUGUAUAUUCUGGACGUGGAUGUGGGUUUCGGAUUUCUUUUACCCACAGGCCACAGCCUAGUACUACGCUACUACGAUUCUUU
Molecule: messenger RNA, 1543 nt
Organism: Zea mays
Lineage: Eukaryota; Viridiplantae; Streptophyta; Magnoliopsida; Poales; Poaceae
Biological process (GO): regulation of transcription by RNA polymerase II
Cellular component (GO): nucleus
Molecular function (GO): DNA-binding transcription factor activity, RNA polymerase II-specific; protein dimerization activity; RNA polymerase II cis-regulatory region sequence-specific DNA binding
Source: RefSeq, marked provisional